Molecule: messenger RNA, 1733 nt
Organism: Oncorhynchus mykiss (rainbow trout)
Lineage: Eukaryota; Metazoa; Chordata; Actinopteri; Salmoniformes; Salmonidae
Source: RefSeq, a predicted model, not a curated record
UGAGUGCGGCAAAAUGGCAGAAGCUAUGGACUCGAUCAGUUGUUCUAUUUGUCUGGAUACACAGAAGGAUCCAGUGACUAUUCCCUGUGGGCACAGCUACUGCAUGGGCUGUAUGAAGGGUUACUGGGAUCAGGAUAAUCAGAAGGGUGUCUACAGCUGCCCACUGUGCAAGGAAAGAUUUUUUCCUCGACCAGUUCUGAGGAAAAACACUCUGCUGGCUGAAUUAGUGGAAAAACUGAAGGAAAGACUUGAAGUUGCUUCUCCAGUUCACUAUUAUGCUGGAUCUGGAGAUGUGGAGUGUGACUUCUGCACUGGGAGAAAACUCAAAGCCGUCAUGUCCUGCCUGGGGUGUCUGGCCUCUUACUGUGAGACUCACCUCCAGCCUCACCAUGAAUCUCCUGCUUUCAAGAAGCACAAGCUGAUCAAAGCCUCCACACAACUACAAGAGAAGAUCUGCUCUCGUCAUGACAAACUGUUAGAGGUUUACUGCCGCACCGAUCAGCAGUUUAUCUGUUAUCAGUGUUUAUUAGAUGAACAUAAAGGCCACGAUACAGUCUCAGUUGCAGCAGAAAGGACUGAGAAACAAAGGCAGUUGGAGAACAAAAGGCAGAAGUCCCAGCAGAGAAUCCAGAAGAGAGAGAAGGAGAUGCAGGAGGUGAGACAGUCUAUGAAGUCACUCAAGUUCUCUGUUCAGGCAGCGAUAGAGGACACUGAGAGGAUAUUUACUGAGCUGAUGCGCUCCAUUGAACGAAGUUGCUCUGAGGUGAAGGAGUUGAUCAGAGCCCAGGAGAAGAUUGAAGUGAUUCUGGCUGAAGAACUCCUGGAGCAAUUGAAGCAGGAGGUCGCUGAGUUGAGGAGGAGAGACGCUGAGUUGGAGCAGCUCUCAAACACAGAGGAUCAUAUCCAUUUCCUCCAGAGUUUCCAGUCUCUCUCUGACCCUCCUGGAUCUGAGAUCAUCACCGUCAACCAAAGCAUCUCCUUUGAGGGUGUAAAGACAUUACUCUCUGGGCUGAAAAAGCAACUAGAAGAUGUAUUUAAGAAGGAAAUGACCAAGGUACCUGGACUGGAUCAGCUUACAUUGGAUCCCAACACAGUACAUAACCGUCUGUGUCUAUCUGAGGGGAACAGAAAGGUGACAUGGAGUUCUAGGUUCGAGUCCUAUCCUGACCAUCCAGACAGAUUUACCUCACACCCACAGGUCCUAUGUAGCAAGGGUCUGUCUGGAGCCUGCUACUGGGAGGUUGAGUGGAGAGGGUUUGGGGUUUAUAUAGCUGUCUCAUAUAAAGGCAUCAGCAGGAAAUGCAGAGAGGAGUGUUUGUUUGGACAGAAUGAUCAAUCCUGGUGUUUAAUCUGCUCUCACUCGGGCUGUUCUUUCUACCACAAUGAUAAAAAGACUGCCAUACGUGUCCCCUACUCCUCCAGAGUAGGAGUGUACCUAGACCACAAGGCAGGUACUCUGUCCUUUUACAACGUCUCUGAUACAAUGACCCUCCUCCACAGAGUCCAGACCAAAUUCACUCAGCCCCUCUAUCCUGGGCUUGGAUUUCAGCAUGGGAUCCAUUUUGGUUUUGGACCAUCUGUUAAGAUACUUUCAUUGACACAGAAAGGAACUUUGAAGGGCCUCCCGGGUGGCGCAGUGGUUAAGGGUGCUGUACUGCAGCGCCAGCUGUGCCAUCAGAGUCCCUGAUGGCUCUGUCGUAACCGGCCGCGACCGGGAGGUCCGUGGGGCGACG